GACGUGAGGGCGGGGAGCGGGCCGAGGAAGCCCAGAGUUAUCCAAGGGUGGCGUGGGUUGUGGAGGAUGCUUGUGGAAGGGAGAUGGGCGGAAGGGAGGGGAUUAGUAGGAGAAUGGGGAUAUGUGUGUGGGCUGUGGGUGCUAUGUUGAAGGAAGAGGGAUAUGCACCUCUGCAUUGUGCAAACUUAAUCGUUGUGUCUCAUCCCUGCAUUGUGCAAACGUGAGUUAAUCGUUGUGCCUGCAUUGUGCCAUUCGGCUGGUGCCAAUGUUCCCAAAAGCCGCCGUCGUGGAACACCCGUCGCCUUCCCUUCGCCAUGGCCAGCAACGGCAACCAGGGCAUACAGCCGACCCUCGGCAGGCUUGCACGGGUAGGGGCAUACACAGCAUCGGCAGGACUGUUUGUCUCGAGGUGGGGCCUCGCACUCUCAUCCACAGCGGCGUCAUCGGCCCUCGGCCUCUCCUCGCUCCUCGCCUCUUCGACCGCCCUCGUCGUCCCCUCGCUCCUGCCUGGUGGCUCAGCCAUUUCUUCGGCUCUCUCGGCCAUCGCUCUCGGCUCGUGGGCUGCACGCACCUCGAUCACCGCAUCAUCACUUUCGGCACAGUCAUCGCUGCUCGCCCUAGAACUCGCCCUCCGCACCGGCUCGUGGGCCGCUGCAACCAUCGCCUCAGUCGCCUCGGCUUCGUCCUCGGCUCCGGCACCAGCUGCGACAGACGACUUUGACAAUGCGCCGCUGGUGGUAGCCUGGCGGAGCUGGGAGCGCCCGGACUCGGUUGAUCGCUGGCUUCGCCCGGCCAUGAACGUGCAUGCAUGGCAGCUCGACGUGGACAUCUUGCAGACCGCCAUCGGCUCACACGCUGCUGCGCUGAGCGCAUGGACGGCUGCUGAUGGAAACAUGGCGGCCUUGCCCGAGGCCAAGCGCAUGACGCUCGCGCUGUGGUACGCCGCCGCCCACGCUGCGCUCGAGCCGUCGGACGCGCGGUCUGCGCUCGGCAGCCGUCUCCUCUCGGGCGGAUCAGCAGUGGCCGCGCUGGCCUUGCUGCAUCAGCACGAGCGGGGCGCGAGUGCAAGCGAGCGCAAGCCAAGAGUCGAAACAGAAGCUGCGCCUGCGACAAGCUCGUCGUGGUCGUCGUGGCUUCCUUGGCGGGCGCGGGCGUCGCAGCCGCGGGCUGCGGGCUCGUCAUCCGAGGCUGCAGCACUCGUCAACUUGGGGCGUAUGUACAUGCCGCUGGCGAUCGCAGCGUACGGUGAGGCUGCGCUUAUCAAGCUUUCGGCCGAGCCAGAGGUUGCAGCAGCGUAUCCGUCGUUUGAUGCUUUUGUGAGCUCGGUUGCUGGCGACGAGCUGCGGGUGGUGCGUGCGCGUGGACAGACCGACGGCCGCGCGCUCAACUACGCAGUGCUGGAGGACACCGCUAAUAGCGUGAUUGUCGUUGCCAUUGCCGCGCCGCGCAGUUUGGACGAGCUUGUGACCUCGGCACUUGUCAAGCCACCGCUCAAGCUCGAUGAUGCUAACUUUGUGGCGCGCGAGGCGCACGAGCUCGCGGUUACACUCCGCGACGAGAUCGGACCAGAGCUCGCACGGCUGGCUCUGGCACAGGCUGCGCCGGCCACCGUGGUGGUGGCCGGGCACUCUCUCGGCGGCUCGGUUGCCGCGCUCCUCGCGCUCUACCUUGUCGAGCCGAUGCGCGAGGCUGCACCCGCAGCCACUGUCCGCGCACUUGCAUACGCCCCGCUUCCGUUUGUGUCGCACCGGUACGCGAUCCAGGACGUGGUCCGCAGAACAGUUGUUGUCUACGUAGCCACCGCCGACGCCCUGCCACGACUGACGGCCUCGCACGUGGCAGCGCGGGUGACGGCACCGCUUGUCGCACUCGCUACAAGCGCAGCUGCGCUGGUCCCGGCCAUUCUUCUUGGCGAGCAGGUCGACGCCGGUGCCGCUCUGCUGCCUGCGCCGACCGACCUCCCGUCGCUCUCCAGCCCGGGCCUCGAGGCCAAUCUCGUUGUCGCCGGCACGGUUUUGGUCGUCGACAAUGGCGGCGAGAUUGUCAACGAGAGUGAGCCCGGUGCACUCGCCGCGGGCCUGACGCUUGCUCCCGACGCGUUUACCUCGCACAUGCCGCAAGCCUAUGCGCGCGCGCUCUCGGUCACCACCGAUAGCUGCUGAGCGAGGCUUGUCACGAGUAAAAGUGAAACGCAGUCGA
This is a messenger RNA of Thecamonas trahens ATCC 50062, 2199 nucleotides long. RefSeq lists its product as uncharacterized. The record is from RefSeq and is a predicted model, not a curated record. The coding region runs from base 315 to 2162 and encodes 615 amino acids. Gene Ontology annotation, biological process: lipid metabolic process. Lineage: Eukaryota; Apusomonadida; Apusomonadidae. The transcript has 2 exons.